Messenger RNA from Protomyces lactucae-debilis, 946 nucleotides. RefSeq lists its product as uncharacterized. Lineage: Eukaryota; Fungi; Ascomycota; Taphrinomycetes; Taphrinales; Protomycetaceae. The record is from RefSeq and is a predicted model, not a curated record. Bases 80 to 751 code for a protein of 223 amino acids. The transcript has a single exon.
CAAUGAAGGAAACAAAUUAAAAAAAAGCUGUGCGGGAAUGCAAGGGUAGCACUACCACCACGCUGGCGCGUCUACCUCGAUGCUUGGCAUGAGCUUAUUGACCGGCCGCGUAUCGCCAAUCACAGCACAGAACUUACCUACUGGCCGGAGAAUUCUAAAACUUGGCCGCACAUCUGCUGAUAUGCACGCCUCACCGGUUUUCCAUACAAGUUCUUUACUCUGGGCACCUGGCCAAAAGGUUCACGAGAGCGCCUUCGAAAAAGUCACGGCCUAUUUCCACGAGACUGAACGCUCGUCAUUCUGCCCAUUUGGACAAGAGAGAAAGGUACAGGUGGGAAUGGAACAAUGGAAGAAAUGGUGCCUAUUCUUGCGCCACAUCCGCCACCGACAUCCGAUCACGGAAGACAUACUCCACCUUCUCUCUCUUGGCAGUCUUUAUCCUGGUAGCCAUGAGGGGCGUUGGUACGGGUGCGAUCCACGCUUCAUCAACAAUUUUCGAAACACAAGAUGCGUCCAAUGCAUGCAGGACGAGGAGGAGACGCUCCAACCUUUUUGUCGAGUGCGCAGUUGCAGAACGCGUUUGGCAAGCAGCUUACCGGGAACGCCACCCAUCUUGCGUCGAUUUGGUCUGCCCAGCUGCAACGAAGGCCAUGAGAGACAUCAGCAUCCAGAGAGCGGCCUUUGUGCACUGUGUCUUCCAGCGGUCUCGUCGUUACAGCGAGGUUCAGCUGGAGGCAAUCAUGGAUCGUGACAUUGGUCGUACCGUCCGGCGAGUUCAAUCAUGCGCCAAGCGCGCAUAAAACAAUGGGUGUUUUAGCGGGUAUGCCUGCAGGAAAGGAGCAGCUUGCUGGUUCCAGCCCUGGAGGAGAACCCGCACUGUUCGUCUAAUCACAGACAUUUGUGAAGGCAUUCAUUUCAUUUCUAGCAUUACAUUUUAGACUCAUAG